This is a messenger RNA of Salvia splendens (bonfire salvia), 2601 nucleotides long. Its product is annotated as glycerophosphodiester phosphodiesterase GDPDL4. Bases 217 to 2478 code for a protein of 753 amino acids. Gene Ontology annotation, biological process: lipid metabolic process. The record is from RefSeq and is a predicted model, not a curated record. NCBI's taxonomy places the organism in Eukaryota, Viridiplantae, Streptophyta, Magnoliopsida, Lamiales, Lamiaceae. Gene Ontology annotation, molecular function: glycerophosphodiester phosphodiesterase activity. The transcript is spliced from 9 exons.
GUCGAAUCUAAGCAAAAAGACAAGGCUGCAGAGCGUGCAAGCUAAAAUAAGCAAAAUUCAAGAAACUCAUAAGUAUCUCUCUACUCUACACUUCCGUCACUCGUAAUCAAUCGAAGACAGUACAAACUACAAAGUGAGAGAAAAAUUGUUAUUUUCUGACCUUCACUUUUUCCAAGAGAGCUCCUGAAAUAGAGAAGCAGCUCAUUUGAGCUACAGAUGCCGCCGACAAUGUGGAUGCUUAGCCUUUUGUGUUUCCAGUUCCUCCUCUUCUGCUCGCUUGGAUCUGCUGACUUCCCCACUAAAUGGCAGACGCUUAGCGGGAAGGCGCCUUUGGUUGUAGCAAGAGGUGGAUUUUCCGGAAUAUUUCCGGACUCUAGUUUGAAUGCAUAUUUUGCGGCAGUGCAGACUGGGUUGCAAGAUUUGGUUCUGUGGUGUGAUGUUCAACUCACAAAGGAUGGAAUUGGGAUUUGCUUUCCAGAUGUCAGGCUCGAAAAUGCUUCCGACAUUGAUCUUGUGUAUCCAAAGAGACGUAACACCUAUGUUCUCAACGGUGUCUCCACUCCAGGAUGGUUCUCUCUUGAUUUCAACCUUAAGGAUCUUGAACGCAUCAAUAUGAAACAAAGGAUAUAUUCCCGGGCUCCCAAUUUUGACAGUUCUCCAAAUCAAAUUCUUACUAUUGAAGACAUGGUUACACAGAUACGACCACCUGGAUUGUGGUUAAGUGUACCACAUGAUGCAUUCUUUAGCCAGCAUAAUCAGAGUAUGCGGAGCUUCAUUAUUUCUGUAUCUAAAAGGACCAUUGUUAGUUAUAUUUCAUCACCAGAGGUGGGCUUCUUGAAGAGUGUUGCAUCGAGAUUCAGAAGAGGCCCGACUAAGCUUGUGUUCCUGUUACUGGGUCCUGAUGAAGUUGAGCCUACAACGAACCAAACAUAUGGCGUACUUUUGGCAAAUCUUACAUUUAUUAAAACUUUUGCUGCAGGAAUUGUUAUUCCGAAAUCCUACAUAUUGCCAGUAGACAACAGCUUGUAUUUACAGGAUUCCACUACUAUUGUUCUUGAUGCUCAUGCUGCGGGUCUACAAGUUUUUGCGUCUAAUUUUGCAAAUGAUGCUAUUUUACCUUAUAACUACAGCUACGAUCCUGUGUCCGAGUAUCUCUCAUUCAUCGACAAUUCCAAAUUUUCUGUUGAUGGCGUGCUCUCUGACUUUCCGAUUACUGCAUCAGCAAGUGUAGAUUGCUAUGCCCACAUGAGCAAAAAUGACAAUGUGAAAGCAAAUGUUUUGGUUAUCUCAAACGAGGGGGCGAGUGGAGACUUUCCUGGUUGUACUGAUAGGGCAUAUCAGAAAGCUGUAUCGGAUGGUGUAGAUAUACUCGAUUGCCCCGUUCAAAUCACAAAUGAUGGAAUACUGUUUUGCUUGGGAUCCAUCAACCUCAGGGAUAGAACAACUGCGGCUCAAUCAGAUUACAUUGGCAGGGCAACAGAUAAUCCAGACCUUAGCAUAGAAAAGGGAAUUUUCGCCUAUAAUCUGACAUGGAGUGAAAUUCAGAGCUUGCGGCCUGCUAUCUCCAAUCCAUAUUCAAGAUUCUCAAUGUUUCGAAAUCCAAAAGCCAAAAAUGAUGGGAAAUUAAUGCAGUUGUCUGAUUUUCUGGCAUUUGCAAAUACAUCCUCUGUCAGUGGCGUCAUAAUCAGCAUUGAGAACGCUGCAUAUCUGGCUGAGAAACAAGGUUUAGGUGUGACCGACGUGGUUUUGGAUACUCUAAGCAAGGCGGGUUUUAAUAAUCAUACAGGCAAGAAGGUGAUGAUAAGAUCCAGUGACAGUGCCGUGCUGUCUAAGUUUAAGAGUCGCAGUAAAUACGAGCUUGUUUACCUGGUUGAUGAGGAUGUGCGUGAUAUCUUGAACUCAACGAUUCUAGAGAUAAAGAAGUUUGCGAGCUCUGUGGUCGUCUCCAAGAAAUCUGUCUUUCCCACUGAUGAUGCCUUUGUCACUCACGACACAAUCGUCGUUCCAAAGCUUCAAGCCUACAAUCUCUCCGUCUACGUGCAGUUUUUCCUGAAUGAGUUCGUGUCUCAACCAUGGGACUUCUUCUCCGAUCCAUAUGUGGAGAUUAACUCGCAUGUCUCUUAUUACGGGAUCAACGGUGUCAUAACGGACUUCCCUGCCACCGCUGCAAAAUACAAAAGAAAUCGGUGUUUGGCGUAUAAAAACAUGCCAUUGUACAUGUCUCCGGUGAUGCCCGGCAGUCUUAUUGCGAUCAUGGCAAAGCAAGAUUUGCCUCCGGCAGAGGCUCCAAACCCCGUACUUACAGCUGACAGUGUGGUCGAACCUCCUCUACCUCUGACUAGGCUCCCGAUCACAAGUGCUGGCGAUGGUUCGACUGCGCCAGGUCCGGUUCCACCAAAAGGGGGGCAGCCUACGCUUGCGGUAAGCACCAUGCUCUGUGCCAUUGCUCUUCUUCUUGCAGCUUCUGUGUUGUGCUAAUGUAGAUAGUUAUAAAUAUUUUUCCAACCAUUUCUUAAUGUUUAUAUUAUUUGUGUAACACUGCUGACAAUACGAGUUUAGAUUUUAAUAUUUUGAGAUGGAGGGAUUAUUUUCUUGUGGUUA